Molecule: messenger RNA, 948 nt
Organism: Cooperia oncophora
Lineage: Eukaryota; Metazoa; Nematoda; Chromadorea; Rhabditida; Trichostrongylidae
Source: the annotation of a GenBank genome assembly
AUGUUCCAUGAGACGUUCUAUCAAAAAUGUGACGACGGGACACGUUUCGUCGACGCACUCAAGAAACAGGGUAUUAUACCUGGAAUCAAGCCUGGACAAAAGCGUUAUCGGAGAUGGCAGCACAUUUGGCUGAAGAACCACACAAGCGAAUGUGAUGCAUUUGAAUGGCACGUUUGUGCUCAAGUACGAAAGAAGGAUGGUGCUCAGUUCGCGAAGUGGCGUUGUGUACACAAGAUCUCUUACAACACACCGUCUCAUAUGGCUUUAGUGGAGAUUGCAUCGGUUCUUGCUCGUUACGCUUCAAUAUGCCAACAAAAUGGUCUGGUGCCAAUUGUCGAACCAGAGAUCCUUCCCGAUGGCCCACAUGACCUAGACACCUGUCGGAGGACUACAGAAAUCGUGCUGUCCUACUGCUACCGAGCGCUAAACGAUCACCAUGUGUACCUAGAAGGAACUCUCCUGAAGCCCAAUAUGGUCACAGCAGGGCAGAAUUUCGACGGUCCUAAACCAAAACCAGAGGACGUUGCUCUCGCUACCGUCACUGCAUUACUGCGAUCAGUACCACCAGCUGUUCCGGGUGUGGUAUUCCUUUCAGGAGGACAAUCCGAAGAAGAUGCCACAUUGAACUUGAAUGCUAUGAACCAGUACGUAAUCAAGAUCAAAUGCAAGAAGCCAUGGGUACUAACGUUCUCUUACGGACGAGCUCUUCAAGCGUCAUGUAUGGCAAAAUGGAAAGGUCAAGAUAGCAAUGUCAAGGAUGCUCAGGCCAUUCUUCUACAACGAGCGCGGGCAAACUCGAUGGCAGCCCUCGGCAAAUAUACUGGCGAUGCGGAAUGCUGGAGGUGCCGCCUCAAAAUCCCUAUUCGUAGCCAAUCAUGCUUACUAGUCCUUAUCAGUAUCAACUAUGAAAGAUUCAGCACAUACUCGACGAUUAUUGUAUACACAUAG